AUGCUUCGGCUCUCUCGGUUUGUUGCCUCCACGGUGAGCUCAAAAGGUCUUGCGCGGGCGAGCAAGCAGACUGAGAAGCGGGAUCUUCACCCUGUUGCUGCGAAGAAGCCGUCAGCGGCUACCGCCGCGACCGUGGUCACACCAUCCGCUGCCUGGCACGUAAGCCCCAGUAUGUCUCCUGCCGCACGAGACCACUACAGCAACUCGCACGCGGCGGAUUUCGAGGCGGACAGCGCCGCCCUCGAGGCGCACGCUCACGCCGCGCCGCAGGACUCGCAUAAUCUGCAGACUCACACCGGCAUGAACGGUGCGCAGCACCAAGACCACCGCAGCGCCGGCAAGCUGAACUUUGAUGCCUCGAAAGCUGGGCUUCAGCAGGUGAAUAAAGACUACGUCGAGCACGUCAUUGAAGAGGCGUCGAAGGGGUCCGCUUUCUACCAAAAGGAGCAGCGGCUCGAGGAGACGCGGCGUCGCAAGGCCGAAGAGCUACAAGAGAAGGCCAAGUCAUUCGACUCUAUCAGCACAGCCGAGAAGCAGAAGAUCAAGGCCAUGGUAGACACCAUGGUGGACGAACUCGAGGCGACGCGUGAUCUUCGGCGCCGGUACAUCCACAUUGAUAUGGACAUGUUCUACGCCGCGGUGGAGGAGAAGAAGACACCGUCGCUGAGGGAAAAGCCUUUCGGUGUCGGUUCUCAGCAGAUGCUCUCCACAACGAACUACAUUGCGCGGCAGUACGGCGUGCGGUCUGGGAUGCCCGGCUUUAUUGGCAAGAAACUCUGCCCCGAGCUCAUCAUAGUGCCGAAUGACUUCCCAGCCUACCAGCGAGAAGCGGCGCGGGUGCACAGUAUUGCCUCCCGCUACGAUGCGCAGUUCGUCAGCGUCGGCCUCGAUGAGUUGACGAUGGACGUGACCAAAUACCUGCAGGAGUUCCCGGCCGUGUCGGCAUCCGACAUUGCCCACGACUUCCGCGACGAGGU
This is a messenger RNA of Leishmania braziliensis MHOM/BR/75/M2904, 977 nucleotides long. RefSeq names its product putative DNA polymerase kappa. Gene Ontology annotation, cellular component: nucleus. Gene Ontology annotation, biological process: error-prone translesion synthesis. The transcript has a single exon. Gene Ontology annotation, molecular function: DNA-directed DNA polymerase activity. The annotation marks the transcript as partial. The record is from RefSeq and is a predicted model, not a curated record. Lineage: Eukaryota; Euglenozoa; Kinetoplastea; Trypanosomatida; Trypanosomatidae.